Rhodotorula graminis WP1 is the source of this 3629-nucleotide messenger RNA. RefSeq lists its product as uncharacterized. Gene Ontology annotation, biological process: chromatin remodeling; regulation of DNA-templated transcription. The transcript has 4 exons. The record is from RefSeq and is a predicted model, not a curated record. Gene Ontology annotation, cellular component: chromatin; nucleus. The coding region runs from base 1 to 3360 and encodes 1119 amino acids. Lineage: Eukaryota; Fungi; Basidiomycota; Microbotryomycetes; Sporidiobolales; Sporidiobolaceae.
AUGGACGCCGCACCCGAGCACGACGCACCACCGGCACCGGCCCCGCCGCCAACCCUCAAGGGCCCCGACGUCGUCUCGACCUCGUCCCUCCCGACCCCGCCGGCCACCUACGCCGUCGAGCCCGCCGACGCUCCGGCCCCCGAUGCACCGCCCGCCCCGCAGCCGCCAGCGACGGCCGACUCGCCUGCGCCCGCCGUCGCUCACGAGCAGCCGCACGACGCUCCGCCCCCGCCCCCGCUGGCGCCCUUGCCCGCGCACCUCGGCCUCCCCGCCAAGCUCGAGCACCGCGACAGCGCGAGCAGCCUCGCCGCUCAGCCGCCGACGCCCGCCCCGGUCGCGCCUGCGCCCGCGCCACCUGCGCCCGCCGUCGAGCCGCACCCUGCGCACGCGCACGACGAGGUCAACGGCGCGAUCGAGUCGUUCGUCGAGCACACGGGCGCGCACCCGGGCCUCGGCUCGCACCCGCUGUCGGCCCUCGACGAGCGCGCAGCCAACGGCUACGGCGACGCAGGCGACUCGAACGGCAUGUCGUCGGUCGACGUGCUCGCCGACGUCGCCAUGGGCGAGGCGGCGCUCGGCCUCGCCGACUUCGCGGCCGGCGCGGGCUCGGGCGACGUCAGCGGCGGGUCGCCGAGCCUGUCGCAGUCGGCCGCGACGGGCGCCAUCCCCGAGUCGUCGCCGGCGCUCAAGCGCACCGCAGACGAGGCGGCGUACGGCGAGCAGGGCGGCAUGUUGGGCGAGUCGGCCGAGGAGCGCGAGGCGAAGCGGCCCAAGGUCGAGGACGAGCCGCCGGCGAUCCCGACCCCGGCCGUCGAGCAGCCGUCGCCCUAUCCCUCGGCCCCGGCGCCUGUUCCCUCGGGCCCCGAGGUCGUCGAGCCGUCACCGGCCCCGUACUCGUCGCUGCCGCCUGCGAGCGCGCCGUCGGCCUCGCCGGCGCCGACGCCCGUCCAGGGCUUUGACCCCUCGGCCUUCACCACGGCGCCCACCUUUGCCUCGUCUGCGCCACCACCUCCUGCGUCCGCACCUGUCGCCGCACCGACCAUGUCGCCGUCCGACAUGCACCACUACUCGCAGUCGCCGCUCGGCGCUCCUCCUCCCGCCGCCCAGUCGUCGUCCGCCCUUCCUCCCGCCAGCUCGUCGGCGCCGUCGCCCGCCCACUACGGCACGCCCGGCGCGUACGCGCAGCAGCCGCAGCCUCCUGCCGCCGGCGAGCAGCAGCAGCAGCAGCAGCAGCAGCAGCAGCCUCAGCAGCAGGAGGAGCCCGUCGCGUCGACCUCGGCCGCCAAGCCCGAUCCCGACGCCGAGGGCUCGCCCGCGCCUGUCGAGCCGGCGCCGAUGCACAUCAUCACCAAGGAGCAGCAGAAGUUCGCCAUCAACAUGGUGCGCAACCUCAAGCGCAACAAGAACGCGCCGCCGUUCCUCAAGCCCGUCGACGCCGUCGCGCUCCUCGUCCCCGACUACUACAAGAUCAUCACGCAGCCGAUGGACCUCGGCACGGUCGAGGCGCGGCUCCAGGCGACGGGGCGCGGCAUGCAGGCGGCGGCCAAGGCGGGGCGCGUGUACGGCCUCGACUACAGCGAGGGCCGUGACGGCGAGGGCAGGUGGGAGGGCUCGAAUGCCGGCGAGGACGGCAACGAGCCGUACCGCACCGUCGCCGAGUUCAAGACCGAUCUCGACCGCAUCUGGGCCAACUGCUUCCGGUACAACGGGCCGCGCGAGAAGAACCCUGUGUCGGGCAUGGCGGGCGCCAUGGCCGACUCGGCGGAGAAGACGUACCGCGGCAUGCCUUUCGCUCCCGCCAUCUCUCCUUAUCCGCCCAAGUACGUCGAGCCGCCCAAGCCCGCCAUGCCGAUGCCGCCUCGUCCUGCCGAGAGCUCGCGCCCCAAGCGCGAGAUCCACGCGCCGGCCAAGGACCUGCCGUACCUCGAGAGCGCCGGCGUCGACGUGACGGCGGGCGGCAUCUACAAUCUGGCGGGCCUGCCCGGGUACGGCGGGUCGGGCGCGCCGCAGAAGAAGGUCAAGAGCGCGGCCAAGGUCGCCCAGGAGCAGAUGCGCUUCUGCAAGGAGGUCGUCAAGGAGCUCUACAAGAAGGUCCACGAGCAGUACGCCUACCCGUUCUACCACCCUGUCGAUCUCGCGGCGUACCCGACCUACCUCCAGUUCGUCAAGAAGCCGAUGGACCUGUCGCUCGUCCGGUCCAAGGUCGAGCACAACCAGUACCCGUCGCCGCCGUACGAGGCGUUCGAGCGCGACGUGCGCGCCAUCUUCCAGAACUGCUACGCGUUCAACCCGCCGCAGACGCCCGUUCACGAGAUGGGUCGUCGGCUCGAGACCGUGUUCGAGGCCAAGUGGGCCGAGCGCCCGAUCGCGUACGAGGACGACUCGGACGAGGAGGAGGACGGCCUCACGGCCAUGGAGCAGCAGCUCAACCUCCUGCAGCAGAACAUCGAGCUCAUGAAGGCCAACAAGAAGGCGCAGAAGGAGGCCAAGCGCUUCGCCCAGAUGCAGGCCCGCAUGCACGCCGCACCGCCUCCUCGUCCUCCUCCGCCCCAGAAGAAGCCGGCCCAGCAGCAGCCCUACCUCCCGUACGGCGCGCCGCCGCCGGCUCCGCCUCGGCCCAAGAAGACGCACAGCGGCGGCCCUCGUCCCGGCGGCGCGCCCAAGAAGCCCAAGCGCCGGCGCGACGACGACUCGGACGACUACUACGAGGACGACGGCGGCGCGUACUACGGCGGCGGCUCGGCGUCGACGUCGAGGCGGCACACGGGCGGCGACCUCGGCCACCACCACGGCGGGCACCACCAGCCCGUCAUGGAGGAGUACGUCGACUUCGAGAUGAAGCGCGAGCUCGCCGUCAAGAUCGUCGCGUUCGAGGGCGACCAGCUCGAGGAGGCGAUCAACAUCAUCCGCCGCGGCCGCCCGGACCUCCUCGGCGCCGCCAACCAGGAGAUCGAGCUCGACAUCGACCAGCUCGACCAGCGCACCCUCCUCGCCCUGUACCGCUACGUGUGCCCCGACUCGCAGCCGGCCGUGCGCGCCGUCGCGGCGGCGCCGCCGCCGCCUCGCGGCAACUCGUCCAAGCCGCCCAAGGGCGGUCCCGGGCGCAACCAGCGCAAGAACCUCGACGAGGAAAAGGAGGCGGCGCGCAUCGAGGCGCUCGAGGCGCAGCUCGCCCAGUUUGACAACGCCGGCGGGCCGCCCGGCGGCGACUUGAGCCGGCGCGGGAGCGAGACGGGCCUCGGCGGCGGCGGCGGCGACGGUGCCGUGCCACCGAACGCCGGGGGCGGCGCAGGAGGCGACCAGGCGAGCAGCGACAGCUCGUCGGACGACGGGAGCGACUCGGACUCGGACGAGGAGUGAGCGGCGGCGACGGUGUCUUUUCCCUUUCCUUCUCUUUCCCUUUCUCGCCCCGCUCGGGCACUCUAUACCCUCUUCCCCCACUCCCUCUUUACUCUCCCACCCUUUCCUACCCCUCCCCGACCGUACACACCCUCUCCUCCUCGGCGCUUUUGCCUCGUCCAGCCGUGCUUGCUCUCUCUCCCUCCCCCUCCCUCUCCCCCUGUUCGUCUCGUCGAUCUGUUGUGCCGAUAGCCCCCUCCUGAAACUCGUCGCAGUAGCAUUACCUCCCC